Molecule: messenger RNA, 10866 nt
Organism: Peromyscus californicus insignis
Lineage: Eukaryota; Metazoa; Chordata; Mammalia; Rodentia; Cricetidae
Gene: Cfap46
Product: cilia and flagella associated protein 46
Exons: 59
Coding region: 1688-9637 (2649 amino acids)
Biological process (GO): cilium movement involved in cell motility; axoneme assembly
Molecular function (GO): protein binding
Source: RefSeq, a predicted model, not a curated record
GCAGCGGCCCAUUGUGUAACUGACCAUCCUUAGCGAGGCUUUUGUUGGCUAUUUGGGUCACUUCCACCCUCAGGCCAUCAUGAGUAAAGCAGCCACGAACACUCUCUACAGGACUUCAAAGGAGAGAUGCAUCCAUCCCUUGGGGCAAGCACCUAUGAGGAGAAUUUCUGGGUCAUGAGGCAAGUACAUGCCUCAGUUUACUUGGAGCUAACAAUUUUCCAGAGUUUACAUUCCCAUCAACUGUGUGGUAUAUGCAGCUCUUUGUCCUCACCAGGCUUCCAUCUCAUCAGGCUUCUUGAUUUUAGCUGCACUGAUGGGUUUGAAUGCAGGAGACAUCUCUUGGUUGGUUUUUUUGUUUGUUUGUUUUAUUACUGGCAAAGUCAGCACUCAUUCAGUGCUUUCUGGAUAGUCUCGUAUCUCACAAUUGUCACGUGUCUGUCCAAGCCUUUAGCAUCUUAAACUUGUCUAUAAUUUUUCUGUUGAACUCUUGGUCUUGUAUCAGAGAUUUUAUUGUGAAUAUUUUCUCUCAACCUGUACUCUACCUUUUCAUUUUCCUAGCAACCUCUUUCAAAGAUCAGAAGGCUUUACUUUUGAGGACAAAUUUAUCUGUUUCUCCCUUUGUGAUUUUUGUGUUUAUGCCUACUAAGGUCUCACGGACUCAUGUGAUGACUCAUAGCCCCAGCAGGUGGCGCUAUUUUGAGAGGUGGCGCUUUGCUAGAGGAAGUAGGUCACUGGAGGCGUGGCCUUGGGGAUGCGGCUCCUUACUUAGCUCUUGGGUACAUUUGUCCUUCUGCACUGCACUCCGUUCUAAAUGCUCAUUUGGGCUUUUAGAGCCAGGUUUGUCUUUGUCUAUGCGCCUGCUCACCUGAUGCUCCAGGGAUCUCCAUCGCUGCCCACCCACUAUGGCUUCUCAGCUUCCGAAGUGCAGCCUCAUCUGCAGCCUGGAGCUCAGCCCCAGCUAGGACCUCCAAGACUACUGUGUCUUAGUGGGAGUCCUCUCCGAGAGUCAUCCUCGCCCAAGGGCCCUAGAAGGCGUCUUUCCACCCUCCAUGACCCCACGACUGCUCCAAUUCCUUGGAAUUGGAGCUUCUGGCCCAGACCGCAGCUACAGGCAGAUCUGCCCAGUCUUCACUCCUCAGAUCCCCAAAGGCUUAGUUAGAUGUCACAUGUAGACCUGCCACAGGUGGUACCUGGAGUUAGAAAGGGGGAUUCUUUCCAGGCUGGUGGCUUCCUUGUCCUCUGGUACCCAACAGCCCUCCUUCCUGCUCCUCUAGACAUCCUCUGUUAGAUAUUUGCGGACAUGCGUCCAGCCCGCGCUCACCCAAAGCAGGGAGGUUCUGUGGAGCGCUCUUGUCUUUUCCCUGACUCAGCAAAGCGGGGACACUGAAGAAUGAGUGGAUGGAUGAGAGGUGAGCGCAGCCUGGCGAGGAAACUGAGGAAAGCCCGGCGUUGGUACCAACUCGACACUCAAGAGUUCUUGACGUGGAUUCGCUUGGUGUCCGCCAGUCUCGCCCCGCCCCCUUCUUGCCUCCUUUUCUGCUCCCUUCCCCUCUGUGCUACCUGCGUCACGCACCCCCUAAGUGUAGCCCCGCCCCGAGCUCCUGCGUCCUCAGUCUGGGUCCGUCUCUAGGCAACCGCUUACCGGUACAGCAGCGAAGCAGCUGUCUGACCGUGGGCCUCAGGCGCCAUGGACCUGGUCAUCACGCAGGAACUGGCCCGUGCCCAGAAUCAACAAGACACAGCUGCCCUGCAACGAGCUUAUGAGCUGAUCAAGUCAGCAAACCUGGGAAAGUCGGAGUUCGACCCCUCAGAGAGCUUCAGCCCGGACCUGUUCGUGCUGUGUGCAGAGCAGGCACUCAAGAUGGGCGAGCCUGAAAUGAGUGAUGACUGCAUCCAGAUGUACUUCAAAGUGAAGGGGCCAGUCACUCAGUUUCUGGGUCGAGCACAUUUGUGCAGGGCCCAGCUUUGUGCCCCACAAUCAGAGGAAAACCUGGAGGAAUUUGAAAAUUGUGUGACUCAGUACAUGAAGGCUAUAAACUUCGCAAAAGGAGAACCGAGGUAUUACUUCUUGGUGUUCAAUGCUUCUGUUCUCUACUGGCACAUGGUGCGACCAUUCCUCAAGCCUGGAUAUCACCAGUAUGUGAUCCCCAGCCUCUCCCAAAUCGUCAACGUGUUAAAUCAGACAGAAGAGGAGGACAAGGAGUGGCAGGCAGAGCUGAUGAUGGAACUUCUUGAAUGCUACCUGCAAGCCGGAAGGGACGAGGAUGCUGCCAAGUUCUGCACGACGGCCGCACCAUUCGUCAAAGCCAACGUGCCGCACAAGUACCGGCACAUGUUCUCAGUCAUGGUUCGUCAUGAACUAAUGGAUGACCAUCAGUUAAGGGAAGAGAAAAAGCAUUCCACAAGUCUCUCCAUCACUUACCACAUCAAUUCGCUAAAAGCGAAAUUGGAUAAAAAUAAUUUGCCAGAAGACAUCAACCAAAUUCUGAAAAAAGCCUAUAAACAUUUAAGUCAUUACAGUCACCAUCGCUUCCCUGACAUCAGAGAAGAAAAAAUGCUUCUGCUCUUUGAGUUGGGCCGCCUGUCCCUGACCUUGAAAAAUGAGCCCAUUGCCUGCGACUGCCUCUCAGAUCUGAAGAAAAUUCAAACCAAAGAUCCUGGCAUGCUGCUAGAAAUUGAAGGCCUGGAGUGUGAAUUAGAAGCUUUGAGACUGGAGAGCAAACUUAAAAUAUACCUUCGAGGAGCCGUGGAGUUGCCAUCCCCAGCACUGGCUUUUCCAGAUGGUGACCAUAACAAGUUUCCCAUCCUAGUCUCACAACCCUCAGCCAGCCACCCAACAUGCCCCCUACAGAACCAGCUGGACAUCAUUAAGAGACUGGACAUCACGCUGCAGCGGGCCAUCCGUUUGGGUGACCCCAAGACCAUCCAUGUGCUGUGUACCACCCAGUGGAACACCUGCCUGCCCCUCCUGCAGCGCAACCUGAGGUGCUACCUCCGAAAGCCACUGACCACCAUCGCCGAGAUUCUGGAAAAGGUUGAUAGCCUCAUGACCAUGAUGCGCUGCCAAGUCCACAUGGAGUUGGCAUAUAUUGAGCAGGAUGAGGACCGGCUGGAGCCCGCCAUGGAGCACCUGCAGAAGGCCAUGCGCCUGGACAGCCUAGGCCUCUACCAGGACAAGAUGAAGAUAGCUUACAACCGGCUGCAGUUGUGUACCAUGCUCUACCAGUCCCCUGACCGCCCCGAGGACAAGGCCACCAUGGCCAUUGAACAGGCAAAGAAAGCCACCCUGAAAGACAGUGCCCGGAAGAAGCGUGCACUCCUGGUGAAUGCAGGCCUGGCCCUCGCCCCUGACACCUUCCAGAUCGUGCUGGACAGCGAAAAUGAGGCCAAAGUUUCCACUGGGAAAACCAGGGGUCGCUUCACCUACCUCUGCGCCAAAGCUCGACAUCACAUCCUCAGUGUGGAUAAGGCCGCUGGACACCUGCGGCGUCUGGGCAAUGAGAACGACAAGGAGAGGAUUGCAAUUUGGGCCGAGCUGGCCAAGGUUGCCUGGAAGCAAGACGUAUGUGAUGUCUGCCGCACAGCAACCCGCUUCUGCCUUCUGUAUGACAAUAUCAAGUCAAAGAAGACCUCAAAGCUAAGACGAGGGAAGAAGAAAAAAGGUGUCGAUGGCUCUGUGCAUGACGGGGGGACAUCUGAGGUGGUCCUGCAAAAGCGCAUGUCCCCUGACCUGCUGAGGAAGAUCGCGGAGGUGUCCUUCCUCAGCGCUGAGGCCACUGUCCACUUGCUGCGCUUGGAAGGUGUGGAACUGAAUGACCGGGCCAUCCCGCCUGAGGACUUGAGCCAACACCCAGCUGGCUAUGUGCCUGAGCCACCAGAUAGCAAUCCAGAGUGGAUCACAUACAGAACCUGGAUAGAAAGCCUGUCACAGUAUGCCAUGAGCAACUGGCUGCGUGCUGCAGAGAUUGGGCAGGAGAUAGGGGAAUCCUGGAUUGUGCAGAACGCCGUGGUCUAUGUUUUGAAUCACAACCGUCAUCUCAUCUUGGCCGGGAGGCAGAAGGAGCUGGUGGAUUCUCUGUGUCACCUCCUCAACACCCUCAAGGCCACUGACUACAAAGGGGACUCAGUUAUGCUCGUCAUGCUCUGUGAUGCCCUGGCUCGAGGCCUGAUCCUCAGCUGGAUUCCCAUCCAGACACCCGAAAAGUCGAAAAAGAGCAUGCGCCCUAACUUUGUUCAUGUUCCGCUCGAGUCAUCGGCCUCACCUGAGAUCAGAGCCGCACUGGAGGUCUGUGAGUUCGCACUGAACCUCACUAAUGGGAACGUGCCGGAGGAUGUCGUCCCCACCAGUGUGCGGCAGCAUCUCAUCUCCACCUGGGUGAAGACCAAGCAGCUACUGCAGCAGCAGAUUGGACAGCGACUGGGCACUGAUGAACAGAGUACCAAUGAGGACAUCAAUGCCGUCACCAGAGUCCUUGUUGCCCUUGAGAUGUACUCAUGCAAUGGACUGGGCCUCAUGGACUUCAGUCUUCCCCCGCUAGCCCAGGUGAUGAAAAUGGCUUCUGAGUGCAGCUGGUCAGAACCCCUGGUGGAGCUGCAGACCCUGACCCGCCUCACCCACUUCGCCUAUGUGGCUCACGACCACGAGAUCACCAUGGCAUGUUCUCAGAACGCCACACAGAUGGGCCUCAAGCACCUGAGGUCGUUUGGCAGGACCGAUGCCAAGCUGGCAGCAGAAAUGCUGUGUACUGUGUCCUGCAUCCAGGGCCGUAGCAUCAUGGAAAACUUGAAGGGUAGGAAGCAGCUACGGCUAGCAGCAGCCAAGGCCUUUAUAGAGAGUGCCAGGUUUGGGGGCCUGGCAGACAGCAGUUCCCUGGUGAUGAUGGCCGCCCGACACUACUGGAACACAUGGCUCCCGCUUCUGUCCUCACCAAGCAGCAGGAAAAAGGCCAAGGGAUCCCUCCAGCGGAUCAUCAACAUCAUCAACAAGACAGACACCAAGAAGCAGGAGACAGAGAAAACUCUGCUUCUGCACCAGUGGCCAACAGCUGAUUUCCAGGGCGGAGGGACAUCACCUGAAGGCCAGUUCCUUCCAGGGUCUGAGGAUGACCUCACACUCCGCGCUGCACUCUAUAGCCUGCUCUUCCACAGCCAUGCUGACCAGAAUGACUGGGAGAUGGGCCUCAAGGUGCUGGAUGAGGCCGUCCAAGUGCUGCCGAGAACAGCCCACCGCCUCUUGAUUUUCAAACAUAUGGUCAUUGUGAAGGCCAAACUUGGCCAGAACUUUACCAUGGAAAUCCAGAAGUUCAAGGAUGAGAGCGAAGAUUAUUUGGCACACAUGUGGUACCGUCUGGCUCAGAACUCGAGGAACAUCUGUGGGGAGCUCACCUGUUAUCAAAAUGCUAUCCAGGCGCUGCAGAAGCCAGAGAGCAACUGGCAGAAGGUAGAUUACAUCGUGGAGUUCAGUGAAUGGCUGUAUUACAAGCAGUUCCCUAUGGAAGAGGUGGUUGCCCACCUUGAGUGGGCAAUUGAGAUUCUGCUAUCCAUGAAACCCACUGAAGAUGCCCCUGAGCAAGAGCCAAAGGAAGGUCAGGUCUCUCCUGCUCAGUUUCCUAUAAAGAGUGCAGUGUCCUUGAAUCUGGAGACAGUCUCCUUGGGCCAGUUUCGAAGUGUGAGGCAGUUGGAGGCCCUGGCCCGUGUGCACAUCCUUCGGGCCUUGAUGGUGUCCCCAAGCUCUUCUUCCUAUGAAGAUGACUGCUUCAUGGCCUACAGCUUCCUCAGGCGCAUCUGGCAGAUUUCCUUGGUAUCAGGAGGAGAACUAAUUAUAGAAAAAACUUUACAAGUAGUUAGUUCACAAUUGUUACUGACAAAAAAGGAGAAGGAAAAGGAGAAGGACAAGGACAAGGAGAAAGACAAGGAGAAGAAGGAGAAGAAGAAGGACAAGGAAAAGGACAAGGAGAAAGAGAAGGAGAAGGAAAAGGACAAGGAGAAGGAGAAGAAGAAGGAGAAAGAGAAGGAAAAGGAGAAGGGGAAAGAGAAGGAGAAGGAAAAGGAGAAGGGGAAAGAGAAGGAGAAGGAGAAGGAGAAGAUCAAGGACAUGAAACAGAUUUCAACCCCAGCUUCCAACAAGCCACUUGAUUAUAUUCCCACCAGCAUAGAAGAUUGGGCCUCCUACUCCUGCCCUGAGGAUCUGUUGUCUGUGUUCAAGCAAGACAGGAGUGACACUACUGUUAACUCAUCAAGUUUCCAGAAGCCGACAUACAGUUUGUAUUACAUAGACCACUUGGCCAAAGCCUUGCAAAAGAUGUACCUUCACGAGCUCAGCAUCCCGGUCCUGCAGCUGGCUGUACUGAUUGCAGAUGUGGUGGUGGAGAGCAAGAGCCUUGCGGACCUCUACCACCUGCGACUUUUGCAGGUGUGUUCCGACCUGAGGCUGCACUACGCAGCGGCUUAUCAUGAAGAGGUGAUUGGACAGGCGUACAUUGGGGACAUGGAACAGGCCAGCUGCAGAAAAGAAAUCACAUUUAAAAAGGAGAAGAACAAGGAGCCUGUGAUAGAAGACAGCCCGCUAACGCUGCCGGAGCAGCCGACUCCAUCCCGCUCUAUGGAGGUGAAGCCACUGAUAGCUCAAGACAAGAUUUUGAAGAUAAAUGGAGAGACUGGCAAGGGCCUGGAUGGGACAUCCUGCCCUCAGCUGUGGAUGCUCAAAGGGGAGGUCCUGCUGGAGUUGGAGCUGUACCAACCGGCACGGCUGCUCUUGUCAGAGGCCCAGCAGACUUUCCAGGAGCUAGGCAAUAUCUGCGCAGAAGCACAGUGCCUGUUGCUUCUAGCACAGUUGGCCAAUAAGGAAAAGAACCAUGGACAAGCUGUACUCAUGAUUGAGAGGGCCCAGCAGCUAGGCGGAGCUGAGGAGUUCUGGUACAAUUCAACCUUGGCUCUGGCUGAAGCCAUCUUAUCCUCUGAAGAUGAUAGAAAAGAAGUCAAAGUUUUCAAACUGUUUCGGAAACUCAUAGAAACAUUCAAGGUUCUCCAGAAUGAAAGACCAAACCGAGUAUCCCUACUGAAAUACCUCAUCAUGGAGCUAGAGGCCAGGUGUGUGACACUUCAAAUCCAGCUUGCCUGCAACUCUGUUGACGGCGAACUUCUUGAGUACCCACUUUUGCUGAUGGACCUAGAAAAGCACCUGUUGAAAGUUGAAGAAAACUUCAUACGCAGUGGCUACAAGAAAAAUUGUGUCGACUUAAAACUAGAGCACGCAAGGAUAAAGAAGUUAUGCGCUCAAAAGGAGAAAGAUGGAGAAGAAAAAACUGCCUAUUGGCUGGAAGUGUAUAACUUGUCCCAGGAAGCUAUAGAUGAGGAAGAAGAACUAUUUCACAGAAUCCAGGGGAUACUGUCCCUUCAAGAUUUACAGAACAUCAACUCCCCACUGAUGAGAAGGCUGGCCCGCCUCAAACUCCGCCUGGCAGAAACAUGCCUGGACAUGCAGCAGCUGGUCUGCAAGGAGGCCUUGGAGCUGCAGCUUGAGCAGGGUUCCUUCGAGAGGCUGCUUGCAGACUUCCUUCUGAACAUCAGCAACUACUCGUCCAUCGACUUGCAAUGGUUCAUGCUAAAGCGGACCCUGCCUCACACAGUGCUGGCGCAGCUCGAGAGUCUGCAGCCGCUGUCCGUGGGCUGCAUGGACAUCCGUGCUCAGCUUCUGGUCCUGGCCGGGAAGGCCCUCCACCUGCUGUCUGUGCAGACAGACCCUGUGUACCCUUCCUUCUGCUGGGAGGAAGACCUCUUGGUAGGCACUAAGCAGAGCAGCCUGAGAUCGCUGGAGCUGGAGACCGAUACAGAGGACAAGAGUGUGGAGACCUCUUCCAGGGACUCCACAACCUUGAAGGAAGCCCCCAAGGAACAAAACCGGAAGGGAGAGGGUCUGAAGAAGAGGGCGGUGCUGGCCCAGAGGUUCCUGGCGCAGACAUCAGAGGUACUGCUGCAGUGUCUGCAGGCUGCCCUGAGCAUCAACCUUCUGGACAUCGCAGCCACUGCCAGCUUGGAGAUGGUGGAGUGUAUUGGCAUCCUGGAUCCCGCAACCACAUGCCAGUUCCUGGCACUGUCGCAGAGCUGUUCAACCUCAGAGAUGAUGCGGAAUGUUUUGCUCACCGCCACGAACAAUACCAGCAGCUCACAGCUGGCAGCCCUCCUGCAGCUCCACAAGCGACUGAGGCAGCAGGACAUGGCCUCCACCAGCCUGUUUGCCAGUGUAGAGCAGAGGCUGGCCACCACUUCCAGGGCAUGGCAGAACCUCUGUGUCACAGAGCAGCAUUUCACCUUCCUGAAUGAGAUUCCACCCAUGUUCCGGAUCCUCUUUCUGCAGCACUCGAGAGACAGGUCCUAUCUGUAUGGUGCUGCCUUUGAGAGACCAAAAUCCAUGCCUGCACCCAAGGGGAAAAUGGUCCCAGUGGGCGGUCACUGCAAGGUAAUGCGGGUGACUAUGAGUCCAACUGCCUUCUCAGACCUGUUGACCAGGGUCCAUUGGUUCCGGAAGCAGACACAGAGCCAGAAAUCGGACACCUUGCAUGAUGAGGAGCGAGACCUGUGCAUGCAGAGACUCAACAGCAUCCUGGAGCACUUGGAAGAGUAUAUGAAGCCCAUCACUCCCCUGUUCACCUUCCCAGAAGCCAGAACACAGAUGCCAGUGGCUAUGGCUGAUACAGGGAAACACAAAGGCAAAGAGAAGGAAAGGAAGCCGUCUCUCCCUUUAGUGCAGCCUGAUCCUGAGUACAUGAUCCUGAUCGCAGACAGGCUCCUACUGGAGUUGCCCCUGGAGGGGCUCUCCGCAUUUGACCAGGUCACCUCCCUGUCAAGAGAGUUUUCCCUCCAGAUGCUGUGGAAUCGUCUCCAUAAGGAGGAGCUAGAAGGCAGUGUGAAGAAAGAGGUCAAAAGCAAGGAUAUCAAGAAGAAAGGUCCGGGAAAGAAAGGCCCGAAGAGCACCGUGAUCAGGGUCGUCCCACCCGAAUGCAUCCUCAUCGACUCGGACACUUUCAAGUUUGUUGUGGACCCUUAUGAGGAGGCGGAGAACAAAGAGGUGUUGAAUCCUGUCUCCAUAACCCAGGAGAUCUUGGAUAAGUUCCGAGACUCAUACACUGCACGUUGGAUGGGGCAUCUGGGAAGCUACCACUUUCCAAGCCAGACUGACUGGGAGCAGAUACUGGACAGCUGCAGAGGCUUUUUCUUCUACGGGAUGGAGGGCUUCCUGUCCCACCUGGUAGUGGAAAGACUGGUAGCCAUGGAUCUACAAGAAUGCCAGAUGAUGGUCCUGCUGGACUUGACAAGAUCCCCUGAGAGCAGGAAGCGGAAGGUAGAGUCCACAGAGAACAAGAGUGCAUCACAGCGGUCCUUGGAGAAGCCCAUCAAGACUGCCAUCCUUCUGAGCCUGGUGGGGGUUGAAAGCAUCGUGGCUAACCAGUGGCCCACACUGCUGCAGGACAACGCGCUGAGGGCCACCAUCCUGUGGGAGAACAUGUUAGCAUUUGGCAAGCCACUUGGGAAAACUGUUCGUCUCAUUCAGAGGAUAGGCAACGAAACAGGUAACCCAGCCUCUAACCUAGGGAGUAAAGCUUCAGGGAGGGCUGCAGGAUGUUGCUGUUCUAGAUGAGACAAACUCCACCCACCCAUCCUUCAAACAAACCUCGUGCCAAGAUGUGCCAGCUGCAGUGAAAGAAUCUGCAGAUAAAUUUCACAUGUAGAUACUAGAGUAAAAAAAAGAACAGAUAAAACUCUAGCUAAUUGCAUUUAGCAAUACACUAAAGUGAAAAUGUACCAUAAUUCAUGAAGAUUUAUCCCGGGAGAGUUUAAAAUUGAGAAAUCUGAAAUACAUUCAAUACAACUCAGCAGGAGAUUAACUUUUGAAAAAUCUUACACUCCCCAGUGCCUGGGAUGUAGUUGCCAGGGAAAAGAGGGGAGUUGGAUGUGUAAAUGUAUUUGAGAGGGUGAAUGAAUGAGGAGUGAAUAAGCGGGCGAGCAAAUGAACAAAUGAAUGAGGAGUGAAUGUGUGAACUUGUGCGUGUAUUAGUGAGUACAUUAGUAAGUUGAGGGGUGAAUUAAGUGGGUGAAUAAGUGAGUGAGUAAAUGAGUGAGUGAGUGAGUCAGGAAUAAAUGAAUGAAGUUGUCUGUUAGUAAUUGAAAGAAUGAAUUUGUGAGAAUAAGUGAGAACAGUGACUGAGCAGUCAAGUAAAGGAAGAGAGCAGAGAGGUGGACAAGGGUGGUAAAACCUGCCACUUCUUCCUAACAAACCAGAAACAGGACUGGACAUGACUCUGCCCACUCGGUCUGCGCUACAGAGUGGCCAGCAUGUCGCUUUGCCGUAAAUGGGGAAAGAGCAAACUGUGCAGGUCUCAUGACCGCCACUGUCAGCGUUGGUCCCCUCGUUCCUGUCAUCACAGAGGGCCCAACUUGAAGCAGGUAGCAUGUGUUUGGAAGGAAGGGACCAACUGAUGCUUAUACCUGUGAGUCAUCCUGUCUAGGGUAGGGGUGCCUCGAGGCAUCACAGAGGAAGCUAUGAGGCCAGUCUCCAGGUUUAAGGUGUUCCAGGGUUCCAGGGGAGAUGGGCAGGGGGCUUGGGGUCAGGCCCGAUCACAUUCUGGUGCUGUCGUUAACAACCACAUAGCCAGACCUCCAUAGCUUAAAAACUCGGCAGCACUGAGGAGCAGGAGGUGGCCGGGCUUCUGUGGUCAGGCUGCAGGGAGAACUCAGGGCCCCCUGCAGCCAGAAGCACCAACCUGCUCCCUGAUGCUCCCCUCUUCAUGGUAUCAUGCCCUUGGUGAGAGGCUGGGUAUCCAGGCAGGACUCAGGCCGCUGCCCGAGAGCUCUGGGGCAGCUUAUGUC